ACUUCCGGCGGCCGCGGCAGCAUGGCGGGCGAGGUGCUGGGCAGGACGGCGCCGCUCGUCAUGGAAGAACUGUAUGUCUCUGAGCGAGAGGGCAAUGAUUCCACUGGUGAUGGGACACAGAAGAAACCAUUCAAAACUGUUUUAAAGGCUCUAAUGACAGCAGGAAAGGAACCAUUUCCUACUAUUUAUGUGGAUUCACAAAAAGAAAAUGAGAGAUGGAGCAUUAUUUCAAAGUCACAGAUGAAGAAUGUCAAAAAACUGUGGCACAGGGAACAAAUGAAGAAUGAGGCUAAGGAGAAGAAAGAGGCAGAAGAUCUCUUGAGAAGAGAGAAGAACCUAGAGGAAGCUAAGAAAAUUGUUAUCAAGAAUGAUCCUAGUCUUCCAGAGCCAAAAUGUGUAAAGAUUGGUGAACUGGAGGCUUACAGAGGGCAAAGAGUGAAGAUCUUUGGCUGGAUUCACAGAUUACGUAGGCAAGGAAAAAAUUUGAUGUUCGUAGUUUUGAGAGACGGCACAGGAUUUCUACAGUGUGUCCUUUCAGAUGAACUGUGUCAGUGUUACAAUGGGCUACUUCUCUCUACAGAGAGCAGCGUUGCAGUGUAUGGUGUGCUGAGCCUUGUUCCUGAGGGCAAGCAGGCUCCAGGAGGUCAUGAGCUGAGCUGUGACUACUGGGAGCUCAUUGGCCUAGCCCCGGCAGGAGGGGCUGACAAUCUCCUCAAUGAGGAUUCAGAGGUUGAUGUGCAACUUAACAACAGGCAUAUGAUGAUUCGAGGCGAGAAUAUGUCAAAAAUCUUCAAGGUGCGCUCCAUGGUAGUACAGGCCUUCAGGGAUCACUUCUUUGCCAAUGGAUACUAUGAAGUGACACCACCAACUUUAGUCCAAACACAGGUUGAAGGAGGCUCAACCCUGUUCAAGCUGGAUUAUUUUGGUGAAGAGGCAUACUUGACACAGUCAUCCCAGCUCUACCUGGAGACCUGCAUUCCAGCAUUAGGAGAUGUUUUUUGUAUUGCUCAGUCAUACAGAGCUGAGCAAUCCAGGACACGCAGACACUUGGCUGAAUACACUCACAUAGAAGCUGAAUGCCCUUUUAUAAGUUUUGAGGAGCUGUUGGAUCGUCUGGAGAAUUUGGUUUGUGAUGUAGUGGACAGAGUCUUGAAAUCACCUGCAGCAAGCUUACUGCAUGACCUAAACCCGGGCUUCCAGCCCCCUAAACGUCCUUUCCGACGAAUGAACUAUACUGACGCCAUUGCAUGGUUAAAGGAACACAAUGUGAAGAAGGAAGAUGGCACUUACUAUGAGUUUGGAGAAGAUAUUCCUGAAGCUCCUGAGAGAUUAAUGACAGACACCAUUAAUGAGCCAAUCCUGUUGUGUCGGUUUCCUGCAGAGAUAAAGUCCUUUUAUAUGUCACGCUGCUCUGAGGAUUCCCGGCUUACGGAAUCUGUUGAUGUGUUGAUGCCUAAUGUUGGUGAGAUUGUUGGAGGCUCUAUGCGCAUCUGGGACAGUGAGGAGCUAAUAGCAGGCUACAAGAGAGAGGGCAUUGAUCCCACACCGUAUUACUGGUACACUGAUCAGAGGAAAUACGGUACCUGCCCUCAUGGUGGAUAUGGUUUGGGAUUAGAACGAUUCCUGACCUGGAUUCUGAACAGACACCAUAUCAGAGAUGUCUGUCUCUAUCCACGCUUCGUCCAGCGCUGCAAACCGUAGUCAUCCUUGUGAUGAAAUGCAAGAAAAUCAAGCAACUGAUGCUUGGAAAAGAACGAUUCACUCUACCAUACUACAGCCUGAGAACAAGACCUACUGCAAUUGUUAAUUUUAAUUUUUAGUUGUUAAUACGAUCACUAAUUUAGUUGGGAGGAAACCCUUUUUAAAGGAAAGCGCUAUUAAUUAACUGGAAGAAACCUUAGAAAAAAAUUGUUAGGCAUAUAUAUAUAUAUAUAUAUAUAUACACACACACACACACACACACACACACACACAUACAUAUAUACACAUCUAUACUCUCAAGUCACCGUAAAACAAAGAUCCUGAUAAGCUGUCUUUUAAAAAAACAGAAGAUGUGCUUUUCUCUUUAAUUUCUGUGAUUUAUUAAUAAAAUAUUUGGGGCAUUUAAUUUUUUUGACCUCUGUUUUCCCUUUUGUGAUUUCUUGUUGGAGAAAUCGGAAGGUCAAGCUCUUUAAAUUCCCAGAUUCUGAUUUUUUGAGGAUGUUGUGAAGAUGUUAUCAUCUUUAUAGCUCAAUGAAGUAUAAAAACUAGAAUGAAUAUAUUAAGCAUUGUAUCUUCUAGCUUCUACUGCUUUUAAUGAAAGUUUUGUUUGAGUUUAUUGAGUAGCAAAGUGUGUGGUAUUGAAUGCAAAAUUCCACUGCAAGAGAGGUGUACUUCUUUUUUUUCCAAAUUAUUUAUUGAGGCUGAUUGUGAGGUACACUGUUAUUUUUCCCUGGUACUUGUGGACAGCGUGCAAUAGUGGGACCAUGCACACCUAACAUGCUGAAUUACCAUUUUAAGAGGACUGCCUGUUAGCUCAUGGACAUCUGGAUGUUAAAAGUUAAAAAUAAAUAAAUAAAAUAAGGUUCUUCCCUCUGUUUCAAACAAGAAAUGACUGAUUGAAGACCCAAAGCUAUUGGUAAUUUUGAAAUAGAAUUGGUUUCCAGCAUUGUGUGCUGACUUGAAUUGCUGUCCGCUCUGGUUGAAUUGUAGGCCGAGCAGUGCUUUCUUAUUUCCUGCUAAGGAAUGUUUUCAUAAUAGAGCAGUCCCAUGUUUUCCGGUUGGCGUGGUGUACUCUUCUGCUACUGCAUCUUAGCAAAUUCUCUGCUGUAAUCAAGUUAUCAAAUAGAAUUAAUUAAAUACCUGUUGAGUCAUCUGAAUGCUUCUUAGCCAUAAAUAAACUGAGUUCUUUUACUGCAGCGAAAAGAAAAAGAAGGAAAAAAGAGCAUCAUUUGCUACCUGCACCGAGAUUUUAUCUGGAUUUGCCAUUCAUAGAAUUGUUGUUGAGCUAUGUGAUGUCCAUAUUUUUAUAGUAAAAGAUUGUUUUUUUCUCCAUCUUGCAUGUUAUAUACACAAACUAAUCUGAAUCAGCAAUCAAUAAAUUCAUGGCAAUAUGGUAAA
Messenger RNA from Rhea pennata, 3099 nucleotides. It is a transcript of the gene NARS1, whose product is annotated as asparaginyl-tRNA synthetase 1. The transcript is spliced from 15 exons. The record is from RefSeq and is a predicted model, not a curated record. Gene Ontology annotation, cellular component: cytoplasm. Gene Ontology annotation, molecular function: asparagine-tRNA ligase activity; ATP binding; nucleic acid binding. Gene Ontology annotation, biological process: asparaginyl-tRNA aminoacylation. NCBI's taxonomy places the organism in Eukaryota, Metazoa, Chordata, Aves, Rheiformes, Rheidae. Bases 22 to 1701 code for a protein of 559 amino acids.